Centropristis striata (black sea bass) is the source of this 4670-nucleotide messenger RNA. RefSeq names its product pre-B-cell leukemia homeobox interacting protein 1b (gene pbxip1b). The coding region runs from base 113 to 2935 and encodes 940 amino acids. The transcript is spliced from 11 exons. The record is from RefSeq and is a predicted model, not a curated record. Lineage: Eukaryota; Metazoa; Chordata; Actinopteri; Perciformes; Serranidae.
AAGUUCGCAAGUUGGAUGGGGAGACUCUCAAGUGUGUGCUGUAUCUGUGACAGGCUGUGGAGGCUGAAGUUAAGCGACAAACCACGGAGACAGGCAAAGCCUCUAGGGGGCCAUGUCUGGUGGCAGUACUAACAACAACUGGACCAUCCUCACUUCUGAGGAGACUGUCGCUGAAACCCUAAAGCCUUUGGCACCAGGGACAGAGCACCAUGAAGAAAGCCCAACAUCUGCAGCAGGUUCUGGGGAGAACCAGCCUGCAAACAGUGCAGAGUCUGCAGAGGGGCUCCCCGUGGAGGACCACCUGGUAUCAGAAGAAAAAACAGCAGAGCUGAGUGAAGAGCCAAGCACAGAGCAUCACACCUCCGAGCCCGCCGCCAUCACUGAUGCCCCUGUUCCCACCUCUCUGGAAGUCUCCGGCAGUGAUGCACUCAGCCAGUCAGAGGGCCUACCCGAGGGCCUGCCACAGUCCAGUCCUGACCCCGAUUCAUUUUCUGACUCUUACUCCCACAUAACCCCCUCCCCUGAUGAGCCGUCAGCUUCACUGCUGAGCACAGAGACUUUGGGAGGGGGGGAGUUUACCCAGGAAGAAGAGAGCCUCACACAGGAAGGAGCACUGCAGCAACUGAAUGGGGAGGAGCUGCAACAUGAAGGGGAGCAGUCAGACCUGUUUCCAAGAACAGCCGACUUAGGUAAACAGGCAGACUCCCCUGUGGAUACAGAGGUGGGUGAGGAGAGGGCUGAGAAGACAGGAGACGAGGCCGAGCCAGAGGUUAGGAGAAGGAGGUCUCUCUUAGCAACUCUGGAGCGGGUCGGAAGGAUGGAGGAGGAGGAAGAGGGAGGAGAGGAAGAGUUCCAGCUGCCACAGCGGGAGGAAGACAGCGGGUUCUCUUUGAACAAGUGCAUCCUGGGUGCUGUCAUUCUGUUAGGCCUUGGCACCAUCUUUUACUCAGGUGUCCUCAUGAACCUGGAUGAGGAGAGUGACUAUGGUACAAUGGAGCUGAAGGAUGCAGAGGUACCUGGAAAACAGGAGUGGCUUAAUGCAGAGGUUCCUCCGCCCCCGGUAGUUGCUGACAAUACAGAGCUUCUAAAUAAGUUAGCCAAAGGGAACCAGCAGAUUUCUGUGCUACAAGCCCAACUUCAGGCACAGAAAGAAGAGCUAAAAGUAGCCAAGGGACAGGCAGCAGAGGGAGCAAAGGAGCGGCUGCGGUGGGAAGAGGUGGAGAAGGAAAACAGUAGGUUGAAGAAAGAGAUGACAUCUCUCCCUGUCCUUCAGAAAGAGAACGAGAGGAUGAAGAGAGAGCUGGAGUCUGUCCCGGCCCUACAGAAAGAACUAGAAACACUGAGAUCCACUGUGACUGAAUUAAAACUCUCCACAGCAGCCAGUGAAGCAGCUCAGGAGCCUGUGAAGCCCGCCGCAUCGCCCCCCGGUGGCCAGCCAGAGGACAGCACGCAGGGCACAGCUGCAUCAACAGAGAGACCGCCUAAGAAGCAAUGGGAUGACCAGAGGGAGAAGAAGAGCGACGUGAGGAAUGAUAAAGGAGACGUAGUAGUCGAGAAGGAGCGGAAAGAGAGAGGCAAACCUGAAUUGAAGGAGGGAGGGAAAAAGGAGCACAAAGAUAGAGGUAAAACAGAAGAGAGAAAGGGAAAACCUGAGCAAAGAAAGUUCGACAAGGAGAAAGAUAAGGAAAGUAAGGAGAAGAAACGAGGAGAUGAGACAAAACAAUGGAAGGAGAAAGACUGGAAGAAAGAGAAGGUUAGCAGAGGGGAUGAAGGGAAGCCAUGGAAGGAUAGAGAAGGGAAGAAAGAGUGGAUAGAAAAGAGUGAGAGGAAGGAGAAAGACUUGAAAAAGGAAAAACAUGAGAAAGUGAAGGAGGGUAAACAGUGGAAGGGUAAAGAGGAGAAGAAGGAUUGGAAAGUAGGCAAAGACCAUGGAGAGAAGCACAAGAGUAAGGAGGAAUGGAAGAAGGGGAAAGAUGGUUUGAAGGAAAGUGGCAAAGAGAAAUGGGAGAAAAUAGACUGGAAGGAGAAAGGUGAGAGGAAAGAGUGGAAGAGUAAAAAUGACAAAGGUCAUACUAAGGAGUGGAAAGGAAAGGGUGAGAGGAAAGAGUGGGAAGAGAGCAAGAAUCAUGGUAGAGAAAAGAAGGGGAAGGACGAGAGAAAACAGUGGAAUCAGAACGAGCGUAAGAGUAAAAAUGCUAAAGAUGAUAAAGAGUGGAGAAGGAAAGACGAGAGGAAACAGUGGGGAAAGAAAGAAGAAACAGGGAAGAGAGGUGGAGAGAAAGACAACAAACACAAUGGAGAGUGGAAAAAGGACAAAUCAAGUUCCCAGAAACACAAAGAUGAGCACAAACACAAAGAUGAGCACAAACACAACGGUAACCACGGCCACAAGGAGCAGCACCUGUGGGGAGAUGGGAAGUCUCCUCACACACACAGCCGACCCUCCCUGGAACAGCCAGAGUACUGGUCCCUGCAGAGAGACCGCCUCCAGCACAACCCCAAACCACCACAGCAGUGUGACUCACCCGAGACCUGCGCUCAGGCCGAGGGGCUGCUCCCCGUCCCCUUCCCCGAGUUUGAGGCCGUCCUCCAAACUUACCUCGCCAAGGCAGAGGAGGCGGGAGUGGAGGAUUCCCGAAGAGAAGAGCUCAAAAAGCUGGCCGCCGAGUUCUUCAGGGACGGAGUCUUCGUCCACGACCAGAUGAGCUUUCAGGAGUUCGCCGAAGAUCUGGGAGAUAUUUUGGAAGACAUGGUGGAAGGAGAUGAGGACAGCGACACAGAGGAAGAGGAUAGCGACAGCGAAAUAGAGGAAGAGAUGGAGGGGUUUGAAAAAGAAGUCAUGCAAAAGUUUUCGGUCCCAGGAGCACUAGAGAAAGAGAAAGAGGAGAGAUCCAAAGGAGAUUGGAGGAAGGAGAGCGGACGAGGACGCGGCUGAUGAAGUGAUAGAAUUGAUGGAUCUGUCAAAAGUAGCUUAAGAGCCGUCAUGACAGAUGAGGGGUUAUUCAAAGGGAACAUUUUUUAUUGGACCACAAACGCUUACAAGUACACAUCUAUCAUCCUGUCAGCCUUUCUACAGGAUCUUAUUUUACCCCUUACAUCUGUUGUCCAAGAAGUGCAACUUAUAAUUUAAUGUCACUGGUUUGGGUUGUUUUGUAUUUUACCUAUGCACAUGCACACACAAUAGUACUUUGUAAUGUCUUUGCAUCUACAAAAUGUUUUCUGGAAGGACUUAAAGGGAUAGUUGUGAUUCUUUUUUUUUUUUUUUUGAGUGGGAUUGUAUGAGGUGCUUAUCCAGAUUUGGUGUGUUCACCAAAGUAACACAGUAACACAAACAAACCAACCAAUCAAGGUAGCAGUAGUUCUGCAAGAUACAGUUGGUGGUUUUCUCAAUAGUGUGGUGACUUUGAAAAGAGCAUUGAACAGCUUUAGUUAUCUGUCAAAAAGGGCUGAAAUGCAAAGCGUUAAAAAAUAUUGUAAAACUUAAACUGAUACUGUUUUCUUUUUUUUAGGUGACAAAUAUAUUUUAUUGUUGGCCCUGUCCACACCAGUAUAUUAUUUAACUUCUGCAUCGGUACUUCUGCCUGCUUAUCCAAACUGGGGGCAUGCUGACCGCCAUCUACUUUAGCCAAUAAACAGACUAGAGAUAAGUGCCUCAUACAAACCCAAUUCAAUAAAUAUGAUCCAUCCCUUUAAGAGAGAAGCAGCUAAAAGCUACAGAUGGUAGUGAAGCAUAAUGCACGGAUUACAAAACUGUUGUGCACUUUGUUCUAGUGUUAAAUUCAUAAAAAAAACCCACGUCUAUUUUAUUUGUAACUGAGCACCUGCAGCUAAUAUUAAACGUCUGUUGGUGUGAAAUUCACCUCUGCACACUGUGCCACAUUCUCCCUUUGCAUAUGGAGAUAAAACCUGUUCUACUGAGUUUGAUGCUACUCUGCUUUGACUCUGAUGCAGGAAUAGAUUCUGUGAAGUCUUAUUCACCUCUUCUUCUGCAGACGGCACCCUGCAGUGCUGCUGUUUGCCUAUUCACUGAUCACACACUGUACCCACUGUAUGCCAUCUUUGUUUUAAUGGCUAAUUAAGAGCCCGGCUCUUAUUGCAGGUUAUCUUUAAUUUGUUAGUUUUUAGAAAGGGUGGAGUGAUCUGCAGGGGGGGAAAAAAGUUUAGUAAUUAUUUUAUAUUAAAUUAGGAAAAAGUCUGCAUUGAUUUUGUUUUGAAUGUUUGUACAUAUUGCAUUGAAUAUGUUUAAGAACUUUGCUGGAACACAGAAAUAUAUAAGUAACUUAUUUUACAGAUGUUUGCAUAAUAUAGAUACAGAUAUAAUUGGUUGGCACAUAAGAUAUCCACAUGUUGAGCAUGUAUGUUUCAAUUCAGGUACAGAACUCAUGUUGUGCACUAAAAUGUCCUUAAUUAUUGUUUUAAUGAAUGUAACAUUUGUGGUCGUGGCACUUGGUUUAAAAAGAUUUUUUUUUUCUUUGCUAUCUGUUUACACGCUAACUUAUUAAAUUAUGUUUAAAGGGCUUAGAGCCACAGAGAGAUUAUCAGGCUGUUGAUGCAGAAACACAUGCUUUGUGGCAGCUUAGUCAACUUUGUAUGUUAUGAUGUUCAUACCUGCCUCUGUUACUGUCACAAGAGCAGAAAAAUAAAUUUGGUGCAUCCCUGUAAUGAAAUAA